Messenger RNA from Jaminaea rosea, 889 nucleotides. Its product is annotated as putative mitochondrion protein. Lineage: Eukaryota; Fungi; Basidiomycota; Exobasidiomycetes; Microstromatales. The annotation marks the transcript as partial. The transcript has 5 exons. Gene Ontology annotation, molecular function: acetylpyruvate hydrolase activity. The record is from RefSeq and is a predicted model, not a curated record.
CCUCUUGGAUAACGCCAUGUCGUGGAAGCGCCUCAUCCGCUUCAUACCAUCGAGUGGCCCCUCUGGCCCGCUCAUUGGCGAGCCAGUCGACGCUGCUCUCGACGUGGGAUUAGCGUCGCUGGCUGACCCAGGGUCGAUCGCAGCCGCCAUCUUCUCUGGCUCGUCAGUCUUGUCGCCAGGCGAGCGGACAGGGGAGAUCAGAAACGUCAGUCGAUUGCUGAGCCCCUUGGCGCAGAGUGAAGUGGGCACCAUUCGCUGCAUUGGCAUCAAUUACCUCCGUCAUGCAGAGGAAGUCAAGAUGGAGAUUCCCAAGCAGCCUGUCCUGUUCAUGAAGCCCGAGACGUCUCUCAAUGACCCUUAUCCUGCGAAAGUCCCAAUCCCGCAUCAGUUCGCAGCUGAUGACGCCUGCGACUACGAGUCAGAGGUGGCCGUCGUGAUUGGCAAGGAGGCCAAGAAUGUAACCGAAGCGGAUGCCAUGGAGUAUUGUCUGGGCCUCACAGCCUCGAAUGACGUCUCGCAAAGGGUUGCGCAGUUUGCCCAAUCUCAGUGGUGCUUCAGCAAGAGCUUCGAUGGCGCAUGCCCAAUCGGCCCAGCGCUGGUCAACGUCAAAGACAUCGAGGACAUCGCCUCGAUGAAGAUCAAGGGGAUUCUCAACGGCCAGGUCGUUCAGGAGGGGGGGCUCGACGACCUCAUCUUCUCGAUUCCCAAGAUCGUCUCAUUCCUUUCACAGGGCACGACGCUGAAGCCAGGUACCCUCAUUUUGACCGGCACACCCUUCGGCGUGGGCUGGACUCGCUCCCCGCGCCUCACGCUCAAGGAUAACGACGAGGUCCGAGUCGAGGUCAGCUCCGGAGUUGGAACGCUCAUCAAUCGCUUUGUCGUCGAGGAG